AUGCAUAAAAUAUAUUCAUACCCAUUUAUAAUGAAUAGAAACUUUGCUAUUGUUCUCUAUACUAUAUAAAAAUAGAAAAAGGUAGCCAGUACCAAUUUUUACUCAUCACAACUUCCCAAUUAGCUGAAACCAUAAAAUCCCAUGAAAUUCAGCUCAUUCAUUGUGCUAAAUUUAUUGAUACUACACCAAUACACAUACCAAAUUCUUAUCUUUUACGCUACUCAUCAGAUACAGAAGAUUUUGUUUCAACAUUUAAAAAGCUUGCUUUUGCUGAAGAAAUUCCAAUAAUAAUCUAUAAUUUCUAAUCUAAAUAACAUUAUGAUUCAAUAUUUGAAAAUAAUUUUUGUAAAAGAUUUUUUAUUUCAGCAUGCUAAAUUAUUUUUUAUAUUCCAUAGCAUAAAAAGGAAAUAUAUAAAGGGCUAUAUGACGAUGGCAAUUUAGAGUCCGUUUCAAAGAUUUGGUACUGUCUCCGGUCAAUUGGCAAACUUCCAUUGAUAUUGGAUGGAGGGAUAAAAAAAUGAGUCAAAGAGUAUGGCCCUGUCGUCAACUCUGUAGCAAAUUUGCCAUUGCUAACUAAUGAUUCAGAACAUGAAAUUAAUGAAGAUUACUACAAACUCCCUGAAGAAGUUGCAGAUAAACAAGAUGAAAUUCAAUUUAUCGAAACCAGCAGCGAUUACUUAAAAAUUCUAGAUUCAGAAAACACUAUCAAGCCUAUAAAUGAGCUUGAAGAGUUUUUCUCUGCCAAAGGAGUCAAAUUGUCUAAUGAAAAACUUUUGCUUCUAAAAGGAGAUUUUGCGUAUUUAUGUGCAAUUGCUCUAACUGUGAUAGGAUUGAAAAACUUAGCCAUUGAAGUUUCUCCAGCUGCAUCAAGACGGAGCUCAGCAAGCACGCGGUUUUAUUCUAUUGAUGACACCACAAAAAUUUUUGAAAUAAAUAAAGCCAGCGCUACUGUUGAGGAAGAUCUUUAUUCAGAUUCCCAUUGUUGCCGCUGUAUAACAUUUUAA
Messenger RNA from Blepharisma stoltei, 1004 nucleotides. The record is from the annotation of a GenBank genome assembly. Lineage: Eukaryota; Ciliophora; Heterotrichea; Heterotrichida; Blepharismidae.